This is a messenger RNA of Scomber japonicus (chub mackerel), 2128 nucleotides long. RefSeq names its product serine and arginine rich splicing factor 5a (gene srsf5a). Gene Ontology annotation, cellular component: nucleus; cytoplasm; ribonucleoprotein complex. NCBI's taxonomy places the organism in Eukaryota, Metazoa, Chordata, Actinopteri, Scombriformes, Scombridae. The transcript is spliced from 9 exons. The record is from RefSeq and is a predicted model, not a curated record. The coding region runs from base 120 to 1094 and encodes 324 amino acids. Gene Ontology annotation, molecular function: mRNA binding.
GCCAGGCAGCGUUUCCUGUUGCUUCAACUCGCCAUUUUGACUCAGUCGUGCAGCUUAAUCAGCGACGUUAAACACAAAACAACCUGAGAAGCUCCUGAGGGAAAACAACUGAGACAACCAUGAGUGGCUGUCGUGUCUUCAUCGGGCGCCUGAGCCCACACGCCAGAGAGAGGGAUGUGGAGAAGUUUUUCAAGGGGUACGGACGCAUCCGGGAAAUCAAUUUGAAGAACGGAUUCGGCUUCGUGGAGUUUGAUGACCACAGAGAUGCAGAUGAUGCUGUGUACGAGUUAAACGGCAAAGAGCUGUGCAGUGAAAGGGUCACUAUCGAGCAUGCUCGCUCCAGAAGAGGAAGAGGUGGCGGCGGCGGCGGAGGUGGUGGAGGAGGUGGCGGCGGCGGUGGCCCCGGAAUGGGACGUUUCAGCAGCAGCUAUCGUCAGUCCCGCAGCAGUGGAUCAAGCUUUGAACCCCAAACUGAAACCAGCUGUGCUGCAAGAAUGACUGUGUACGGCCCUCCCGUGCGGACGGACCACAGACUCAUUGUGGAGAACCUCUCUUCACGGAUUAGCUGGCAGGACCUGAAAGACCUGAUGAGAAAAGCAGGUGAAGUUACCUUUGUGGAUGCUCACAGACCCAACAAAAAUGAAGGGGUGGUUGAGUUUGCAUCUCGCAGUGACAUGAAGAACGCCAUCUCCAAGCUUGACGGGACAGAGUUGAACGGACGCAAACUGAAGAUCUUUGAGGAUAGCAGAAGUCACAGCAAGAGCCGCUCUCGCUCUCGCUCCCGCAGCUACUCCCGCUCAAAGAGUCGCUCCAGGAGCCGCAACCGCUCCAGGAGCCGCUCCAGAUCCAUCAGCCGUACUCCAGAGAAGAAGUCAUCGGGCGGGGGCAAGGCCACAGGCAGAUCUCCCUCUCGCUCCAAGUCUCGCUCUAAAUCCCGCUCCAAAUCCCGCUCCAAGUCUCGCUCCAGGUCCCGCUCCAGGUCUCGCUCCCGCUCCCCUGCUCCCGCUCAGAACAAACAGUCACGCUCUCGUUCCCGCUCUCGCUCUCGAUCCCGCUCACGCUCCCGCUCCGCCUCAGCAGACAGCAAACACUGAUUGGUAGAUCAUAGACUGAUAGUUGCUCACCGUAGACCCGAGUGGUGGCAUAUGAUUUCUUUUUUUUCUUUCUUUUUUAAAGUAAAGGGGAGGAAAUCUGCCUUUUUCAUGGCGUCUUUCAGUCAUUAAUGUGCCCGCAUUGGCUUUGAUUUUUUUUUUCUUUUAUUAUUUCAUUGUUUCUGUACAUGUCUGGAUGUGCUUCAACAUUAUUCAUGAUUCAUCCAUUUCCCUCUUUAAAUUAAAAAGAAAAGAAAAAAGCCCCGUCAUAUGUGUGAGUGACAGGAAACCUUUUCGAUCAGGUGUUCCCUCGAGUCUGUCCACGCGGUCUGCCAUGUUUCUGAUUCCAUCCACUCCUCCGUGCUUUGCCCAAGAGGUUCGGAGCAGUUCAAAGGUUAGGCGGGAAAAAACGUUGCAUAUGUGUUAAAUUUUUUGUUUUUGUUUUUUUGUGUCUGUAACGCGAGCUUCUGGCAUUGCCGUGAAACUGUGAUACUGCUUCUUCUUCUGCGGAGAGGUGCCGUAACAGGGCGCCUCCACACGUGUUGCAUUCACUGCCCUGAUAUGUGAACAGAGAAAUGCAAACGUCUUAGUUGGUGAUUUUUUUUUUUUUUUUUUUUUUUUUUCCCUCAGCUUUCUAGUGUAAUAGUAAAUGGAAUCUGGCAUUAGAUUUGAUUUGGCUUUUUUGUUUCUAUCAAACUCUGCUGUAUCGGGACCUCGUCUUGUGUUGGUGAUAUUUGUUUUUUCUUCUCGCUUUUAUUAACUUGAUCUCCAACCUUGGCCUGUAGGGUGUUGUGAGUCCAAACACUUAAGUGUCUAUUUCAGCAGGAAGAAUUGUCUUUAAAUCAGUUUAUUGAUUUGAUACCAAUAAAACACUCACUGCAAAUUGUCAUGUGGUUUUUUUAGUGAUGUCCAGAAAGACUUGUGAUUUCUGUUUUUUCUUUUUUUUUUAAAUAAUAUUUUGUGAAUGUGGGUUGAGAGACUUGCAUAAACAUAAAAUGAAGUCUUUGUGGUAUAACUGAAUAAAGCUUUCACAAACA